GCGAAAUGUAAACAAACCCUUCGCCGCUGCCGCCGAGGAACACAAUGCGAAGACUAUGGAGUGAUAUAGUGACGCCGCCUUACAGAAUCACAUCCAGCUCAUCAUUGCUUCAUUAGACUGAGAGCUUCCAAAAAAUAUGCCGAAAUAAUCUGAGCCAUGAGGUUCAACAUUCCUGUCAAUGUGCUGUGGGUGGCAGGCUGUGGCCCAAGGCAGCUUUCUGUCUGCCUCUCUGGGACUCGACACAUUACCAGAUUUCUUCACCAACAUUUUUACAGCCCUGUUGCUCAUGCAAGCUGCGGUUCAUUCAGCGAGAGAAGGGUUCCACUACUCACAGAAUGUUCCUUAACUCAAGCCAGACAUAGCCUUCCUAAAAGGUGCUAUGCAGUCAGCACGGCGAGUGACAGCGAGGAUGGCAUGAUGAGUGAUUCUGAAUUUGAUGGUAAUGUUUUUUUUAGAAGAAAAUUGCUGGAGAAAGAUCAGUUGGACAGUCUCCGCGUGAACUUGUAUCCUGGCUCAAGUGACCCUGUCAUCAAGAAGAUUAAUGAAGCCAACAGUAUGCAGGAAGUGUUUGACCAAAUAGAGGGGUCAAGGGAGCCUCCAACGGCUGAACAAAUAAGUCAGGCGAUUGUGACUCUUUGGGACCUCCAAAAGGUGUAUGGAAAGUAUGGCUUUGAGUGUUCCAUGAUUACCAAAUGUGAGAUCAAUCAGUUCUUGGAGAAGAUUUUGACUCAUCCGUCCUUUGAAAAGAUUGUGUCAUGCUUGGAGGCAGUCUGUGGAGACUUGAAUAAUAAUGCUCUUUCCUCCAUGAUGCUCUAUCUUAGUAAACUAGGAGUAAGAAAUGAUUCAGCAAUCCAGCAAAAGCUGUCAUUGCUUUGUUUGGAGAGGAUCAGUGACUUCAACCUGACUGCCCUAUCAAGACUUUCUGUGUACCUACGUGAGCAAGGCAUCAGGGGAUACUUUCUGCAGUCAAGAUUGCUUCCUAUGAUUGCAAGAAAGCUUGAUGAUGAUUUAGAUGCUGAUGAGUUUCUCAUGAUAACCAUAUGCCUCAGCAGCUCAAAGAGACUUGUUACAAAGUCCCUCAUAGAAAAGUACAUAGCUUUGAUUGAGAAGAGAAUAAAUGAAGGAUUUUUCAAGACCUGUGACCCAAGAGUAACACUGAAAGCGAUAAAGCUGCUCACCUUUCCAGAGUGGCCCCCGGUGCGCAGACAUGUCCGCCACCUGAUGCAGUGCCUUGAGGAGAACUUCCACGCCCUCAGUGCCAUGCAGGUCUUGGAUCUGAGCAUCUACUUCCAGAGUUACCUGGAGCCCAGCGGGAUAUUCCACAAGAUUCGUCAGUAUUCCGUCAAUUCAAUGGAGGAGGCCAAAAUAACAGGUGGGAGGCCAGACAUACUGUGCAUGGCUCCCUUCACACCCCUGAAGAGUAAGCGCUUCUUUGAGGUACUCAUAGCUGAGCAGCUUGAGCAGAAGGACCUAUAUGAAUACAUAAUGGUUAUUUUCAAAGCUUUGAGGCACAUUAAAACAUCUAACACUAAGCUUUGCGAUGCCUUCUGGAUGAAGUCGAUGACCUCCGUGGAGGAGGAGCUGCAGAGCAGACCCUACCGGCUGGGCCUCCAGGAGAUGGCCCGCAGGAAGGUGUACCAGCGCUACAUGUACUUCAACAACAACCUCGGCGGCACCUACAGGAACUAUGCCCUGGAGAAGGCCCUGACACACCUGCUUCUGGAGGACUUAAAAACCUGCAUGGGGCACUUGCCAAACAAGGUUGCCAACAUGGCUUCCUUUAUCAUCAGUUACUCCUCAAGUGAAGGAAUACCGGAAGAUGUUUACGAAAAAGUCUUACUCUGCGGACCACAGUUCUCAAUAUUUGACACGCUAAUAUUAUCUCGAGGAAUACAGAUUUCCCUGGCCCUCAACCGCAAGAACGUGCAGAGGAAACUGAUGCAGCAGAUCACAACCAUUUGUCGCGUGCUGGACGCCAGAACGGAGGAAUUUUUGAAGUCUGCCUCGUCACUGAUUGACGUCACCAACCUUACGCGAGCCUACCUCAACCGUAAGGGGUCACCGAGGACAUUCACCUUCGACAGGAUCAUGGCUGCGUACCCUCCACUCCUGCAUGAGCUGAAUGCCCGCCACAUAAGAGACAUCUGCCUGAGUUUCAAUAACACAUUGUAUUUGGCGCCAGAUAUUCUUGAGGCUGUUUCUCAGUAUGUCGUGAGCAACCAAGAGUUCCUCCUUGCUGAUACGAUGGACCUGGUGCUGAUGUGCUUCUACAGUCUCGGCUACACUCCUCCCCAUGUAGAUCAGCUCCUGGCCGCCUGCUCAAAUGCCUUCCUGGAGGAGAGGCAUAACUUGAAGGGGCUGAGUGUCCUGCAGAUGUGCCUGGCAAUGAACAUGUACGGCCACCUUCCCUCCGAGGUCAUUCAGAGUGUCUUCAACCUCAAGUUCAUGGACCAGUUGGAUGAAGAAAUUAAGAAGUGCUACUCAAAGGCGACCUACCCGAUGCGCGUCCGUCACCUGCUGAUGGAGCUGAACAGAGCCGUGUGUCUUGAUCACCCCGAGGCAAACAUUCCGUGGUUCCAUGAAAAGUAUUGUGAGGAAUUUCUAGAGACAGUUGCUGUGCCGAUGUCUGUCUUCCACACGGAGGUCUACCAGGCUCUCACGCAGCUCAUAGGAGGACCAGAUGUGCUGAGGGCCAAUGUUCACACAGCCUACUAUUAUCUGUUGGAUUUUGAGUUUGUGUUGGAUGGGAACAGCAAACCCAUGGCGGUCAAGGAUUACACGGACUCCACACCGGGAAGACUCAGAGGCAAAAACAAGGUUGACAUUCAAAACAACCCUGGCCAUAAAAGGGUGGCUGUGGUCCUUCGCCGGGAGAACCACUACUGCACCAACCACCGCCAACUCUUAGGGAGGCACCAAGUGGAGUGUCGCCACCUCGAGCUGAUGGGCUACACUGUGGUGGAGGUCCCACACUUCCUCUGGUACUCCAUGGCACACGCGACGUAUGAGGACAAAGUGCAGUACCUCAGGGAACAGAUAUUUCCCAUUAGAUAAUAGCAUAAUACAUAUCAAUGCAUUUGUGAUCAGUUUAUGUAUCAUCUAUUUUGGGGGGUUUAUAUCAUGGCACAAAUUUGCCCCGUCGCUGCUACCGGGUUAAAUAUGUGACCUUGGGAGCGGAGACGUUUGAGAAUGUGACCCGAUGAAGCUGUUUCCUUGCAUCCUGGAUCUGAGUAAUGCCGCUAAAGUGUGCUGAAGAAAGUUAUUUGUAGUGUUUUCUUAAGAGAAUGUCACUGAUUUUUUUUUCCUUUUGUCGUAAUUGUAUGUAGAUAACUCUGUAAAUUUGUACAUAUUUUUUAUACAGUAUAAUUAUUCCAAGAAGGAGAUAUGAAGCCC
Molecule: messenger RNA, 3393 nt
Organism: Eriocheir sinensis (Chinese mitten crab)
Lineage: Eukaryota; Metazoa; Arthropoda; Malacostraca; Decapoda; Varunidae
Product: FAST kinase domain-containing protein 1, mitochondrial-like
Exons: 9
Coding region: 157-3054 (965 amino acids)
Biological process (GO): mitochondrial RNA processing; regulation of mitochondrial mRNA stability
Cellular component (GO): ribonucleoprotein granule; mitochondrial matrix
Molecular function (GO): RNA binding
Source: RefSeq, a predicted model, not a curated record